Drosophila ananassae is the source of this 1025-nucleotide messenger RNA. Its product is annotated as zinc finger protein 706. The coding region runs from base 428 to 661 and encodes 77 amino acids. The record is from RefSeq and is a predicted model, not a curated record. The transcript is spliced from 3 exons. NCBI's taxonomy places the organism in Eukaryota, Metazoa, Arthropoda, Insecta, Diptera, Drosophilidae.
UAUUUUACGAAUAUGAAUAUAUCGAUAUUUUGAUACAUUUCCGACAUGUCUAACUCCGACUAAUUAUUAAAUUUCUAAAGCGGAACGUCAACAAUUUCGGGUACCAAAACAAAAACACAUUUCGACAAACCGAAUUAGACUCAAAUCUAUAGGCUGCACCACUUGCGAGUAUCCCAUCCAGUUAAUUAGGUAAGGCAAGUGGGGACAACAAAAAUAACGUGGUCGCGAAUCACAUUUUCCUCCGCCUCCGCCUCUGCCUAUUUUUUUUUUGCGGUACGAGGCAUGCGGGUGUGGGGCUUUGUUGUUGCAAUUGCCGGAGUACAGUGCCGUGUCACGUUUUAUUUUCAAUCAGCGAUCUUCGGCUAUUGCGAAUAGAUUGGAAAACCUGUGCGUUUCCUGUGCAGAUAAUCCCUGCGAAGAACAAGAAAUGGCACGCGGACACCAAAAGAUCCAGUCACAGGCGAAGGCGGCCGAGAAGCAGGCCAAGAUGAAGAAGCAGCAGGGCCACAGCGCUAACGACCAAAAGAAGGCUGCCCAGAAAGCGCUCGUUCACGUCUGCGCCGUCUGCAAGUCGCAAAUGCCCGAUCCCAAGACUUAUAAGCAGCACUUUGAGAACAAGCAUCCCAAGAACGAUAUGCCAGAGGAGCUGAAGGAUGUCUGAUGCCCAAUAGCCAUUUUGCCGCGGGCACACAACAUAUUUAUAUCAAGCUGAACGAGGAGAUCGAGAUCGAGGAGGACGAGUUGCCUACCAGUACGAAAUCUUUGCAACAAUAACUUUACAUCAGCCCGAACAAGAACAGCUACAAUCAAGCCGAAGCCAAGAGGGUGGAUAAUAAUAAUAAUAAUAACAACAAUAAGAGUAAUAGUAAUAGAAAUUACCAAUGCAAGGAGCGCAGCUGAAUUUUUUGUAUACACGCGGCUGACUUUUGGUUUUGGUUUAAGUUUUUAUAUUGAAAUUAACAUAGUAUACAAUUGUUCACUGAAUGGCUACAAUACAAGGAAAAUUCCUACCACAUAGCAACCUA